This is a messenger RNA of Cryptotermes secundus, 7460 nucleotides long. RefSeq names its product protein mini spindles (gene msps). Gene Ontology annotation, biological process: microtubule polymerization; centrosome duplication; establishment or maintenance of microtubule cytoskeleton polarity. The record is from RefSeq and is a predicted model, not a curated record. Gene Ontology annotation, cellular component: spindle pole; microtubule plus-end; centrosome. Bases 159 to 6413 code for a protein of 2084 amino acids. Gene Ontology annotation, molecular function: microtubule plus end polymerase activity; microtubule plus-end binding. Lineage: Eukaryota; Metazoa; Arthropoda; Insecta; Blattodea; Kalotermitidae. The transcript is spliced from 35 exons.
UUCAUAGAUGGUAGCAAGUUGGGGCAGUUGAGUGUUGGGUUAGAAGUGUGUUUUGUAUAAUUGAUCAUCGAUCUCUUUUUACAGUUUAUUUUCUUUACGUAUAUCAGCUGAUUUAACAGACGGUAAAUGGUUCUGUGAUCAGCUGAAUCAAGCUUGGAAUGGAGGAUGAUACAGAGUAUGUGAAAUUGCCAGUAGAAGACCGCUGUGUUCAUAAGCUCUGGAAAGCAAGAGUGCAUGGUUAUGAAGAAGCAGCUAAAGUAUUCCGGCAAAUUGAUGACGAAAAGUCUCCUGAAUUCAACAAGUUUGUAGGUCUUGUUCAGAAGUUUGUUGUUGACAGCAAUGCAGUUGCACAGGAAAAGGGCCUGGAAGCUGUUCUUGCCUUUAUUGAGAACUGCGCUGUUUCUGGAAGAACUGUUCGGGAAGUUAUGUCUGGAGUUAUUGCCAAGUGUGUUGCUGCACAAAAAGCAAAAACAAGGGAACUGGCUGUUCAGAUCAUGCUUAUGUAUAUAGAAAUUGAAAAGUAUGAAGCUGUUCAGGAGGAGAUCUUGAAAGGAAUGGAGCAUAAAAAUCCAAAAAUUGUUGCCGCUUGUGUAUCAGUAAUCACACAAGCUCUUAGGGAAUUUGGCCCAAAGGUUGUAAACAUAAAACCAUUAAUAAAGAAGAUACCUGUGCUGCUAGAAGACAGAGAUAAAGGUGUUAGAGAGGAAGGAAAAAUAAUGGUGAUUGAGAUUUAUAGGUGGAUUGGUGAUGCUUUGAAAAGUCAGCUUGCUGCUCUGAAACCUGUUCAGAUGUCAGAAUUAGAAUUGGAAUUUGAAAAGGUGAAAGGCGAGAAAGUAGUCCCCACUCGAUAUCUUAAGUCGCAGCAACAGAAGCAAGCGAAGAUGGUUGCUGAAGCAGUAGCAGCUGGCAAUGCGGAAGAUGAGGCGGUGGAUGACGAGGAUGGUGCUCCAGAAGUAGACCCAUAUGAUCUCUUGGAGCCAGUGGAUAUAUUAUCAAAGCUACCAAAGGACUUUUAUGAGAAAUUGGAAGCAAGUAAAUGGCAGGAGAGAAAGGAAGCUGUGGACAGUCUGGAGCAACUGUUGCAGGCACCGAAACUGGAGAGUGGAGACUACGGGGACGUAGUCCGCGCUCUCAAGAAAAUAAUUUCGAAGGAUACAAAUGUGAUGGUUGUUGCCGCGGCAGGAAAGUGUCUUGCAAGGUUGGCACAUGGCUUGAAGAAGAGAUUUCAGCCUUAUGCUGGUGCCUGUAUCCCUUGCAUCCAGGAAAAAUUCAGAGAGAAGAAACAAAAUGUCGUGCAUGCAUUGCGAGAAGCUAUUGAUGCUGUGUUCCUGAGUACAACUAUAGAAGCUAUCCAGGAAGAUGUCCUUACAGCUCUAGAAAACAAGAAUCCUCAAGUUAAAGCAGAAACAGCAUAUUUUCUUGCAAGGUGUUUCACAAAGUGCACUCCCAUGAUGCUUAACAAGAAACUGUUGAAGGCAUAUACUACUGCAUUACUGAAGACACUUAAUGAACCAGAUCCAACUGUACGAGAUAGUUCAGCAGAGGCUUUGGGUACAGCCAUGAAAGUUGUGGGUGAAAAACAAAUUAUGGUUUUCUUGACAGACCUAGAUAAUUUCAAGAUGACUAAAAUAAAGGAGGCCUGUGAUAAGGCUGUUAUCGUAGCAAAGGUUCCUAAAACUGAUUGUCCCAGCACGGCACCAGCUAAAUUACGUGGAGAUGCAGUUGGAAGUGGCAAAGUUGUGGCAGGAAAUUCUGCAAAACCUGUUAAGAGACCAGCAACAGCAGGAGCUCCUGCACCGCCAAAGAAAACACAACAGAAAAGACAGCCUGCUGGUGCUUCAGCUGCCAAAGUAAAAUCUGCCAAAUUUUCAGAAAAAGACCUGAGUCAAGAAGAAGUUGAUGAAAAGGCAGCUGCUAUUUUCUCUCAGGAAAUAAUUUUGGGACUGAGUGAUAGUAACUGGAAAACUCGUUUGUCUGCUGUGGAGCAGUUAACACAGUCUGUGGUUGAAAUGGAAACUGAAAUCCCAACUCAAGUUGUAAUCCGAAUGUUGAAUAAGAAGCCUGGACUGAAGGAUACCAACUUCCAGGUUUUAAAAGCUAGGCUUGAAGCUGUGAAGCUCUUGGCAGAAAAUGCUCGAUUUACAAGUGUAGUGUUGGGCUACUGUAUAACUGACAUUGCAGACAAGCUUGGUGAUGUUAAGAAUGGAACACUUGCAGCUGAAACUCUAACAUCUCUUGCUGAAGCUACUAAAUUGGAAUUGGUAGCUACAGAGGUUAUAAAUUUUGCUUUCAUUCAGAAGAGUCCAAAAGUGCAGCAAGAAGCACUUGUUUGGCUCUCCACUGCCAUCAGGGAGUUUGGAUUUCAGAGUGUCCAACCAAAGCCCAUAAUGGACAAUGUGAAGAAAGCAGUGAGUGCUACCAAUCCUGCAAUACGUAAUGCUGCCAUGAAUUUAAUAGGCACCAUAUACUUGUACUUAGGAGCACAGCUAUCAGUGUUUUUUGAAGAUGAGAAGUCGCAGGUGCAGCAGCAGAUUCAGGCGGAGUUUGAUAAGCAUGUUGGAGAAUCUCCUCCAGUUCCAAUCCGAGGACAGAAGAAAAAAGAUGACAAGGAAGAUGUGGAGGAAGAUGAAGGGGAGGAUGUCGAACAGACAGUAAAAGAAACAUUAAACAUUCAUGACCUGAUGCCUCAUGUUGAUAUCAGUUCUCAUAUCACAGAGAGUCUGCUUUCAGAACUUGCAGAUAGGGACUGGAAAGUGCGGAUGGAGGCAUUGCAGAAGUUGGCAAGUAUUGUGAGUGAGAAUAAAUUGGUGACAAAUAAUUUGGGUGAACUGCCUCCUGUUCUUGCACAGCGUCUUGUUGACAGUAACAGUAAAAUAGCAGCUGCUGCUAUUGUCAUUUGUCAGUCACUGGGAAAUGCUAUGGGUGUGCAAUGCAAACUUCAUGUGCGUACUUUGAUCCCAGGGAUGCUUCAAGGAAUGGGGGACAGUAAGCCUUGGAUCCGCACCGCGGCAGCAGCAUGUAUCAAUACCUGGGGUGACCACUGUGGUUUCAAAGAAUUCUUUGAUGGAGAAAUGAUUGGAGAUGCCCUCAAAUCUGGGAACCCAGCUUUACGAAUAGAAUUAUGGGCAUGGCUUGCAGAGAAACUUCCUACAUUGCCACCUAGGACUAUACCUAAGGAAGAAUUGUUGAUAUGUUUGCCACAUUUGUAUGCAAAUGUGGAGGAUCGCAAUGUGGAUGUUAGGAAGAAUGCCCAGGAAGCGAUUCUUCCAUUCAUGAUGCAUUUGGGAUAUGUAACAAUGGCCAAAGCUACAGAGAGGCUGAAGACUGGAUCUCGCACUGUCAUCAUUGCAAUCCUUGAUAAGGCUCGUCCUAAUCUACCAGACAAACCUGUGCCACCAAAAAAGACAGGAAUGCCCGUUGCUGUUGAUGACGAUAUGGAGCCAAACAAGGUUGUGAGGAGUGGGGGUGCCAGAGCCGCCUCUGGAAAGAAUGCACCUAAAGGCAAAAUUGUUGGUGGAGCGUCUAAACCAAGUGGUCGUAAAAAGGAUGAGGAUGUGGAUACAUCCCCUCUUCUUCAGAAUAACAACUUAAAAAAUCAGCGGUCAGUUGAUGAGCAGAAGCUGAAGGUUUUAAAGUGGAACUUUACAACUCCAAGAGAAGAAUUUGUGGAUUUGCUGAGAGAGCAGAUGACAGUUGCUAAUGUAAAUAAAACACUUAUGGCAAAUAUGUUCCAUUUAGACUUCAAAUUCCAUCUUAAGGCAAUUGAUGCUCUAAGUGAGGACUUGCCCAAUAAUGGAAGUGCCACAAUUGCCAACUUGGAUUUGAUUUUGAAAUGGAUGACCCUACGAUUCUUUGAUACGAAUCCAUCAGUCUUAUUGAAAGGUCUUGAGUAUUUGCAGACUGUGUUUGCCAUGCUGAUUGAAGAGGAAUACAACAUGUUUGAGAAUGAGGCCUCAUCUUUCAUUCCAUAUCUCAUUCUGAAGAUUGGAGAUCCUAAGGAUGCUGUUCGGAAUGGUGUCCGAGCAUUGAUUAGGCAAACUGAACAAGUGUAUCCAGCUACAAAACUUUUUGCAUAUGUGAUGGAAGGCUUGAAGUCAAAGAAUGCAAGGCAGCGCACUGAGUGCCUUGAGCAACUUGGUUCCCUAAUUGAAAGCUAUGGAGUGACAGUUUGCCAACCAAACCCCAGUGCUGCCUUAAAGGAAAUAGCUCGACAGAUUUCUGACCGUGAUAAUUCUGUGAGAAAUGCUGCACUCAACUGUGUCGUACAAGCAUACUUCAUUGUACAAGAAAAAGUGUACAAAUUUAUUGGACAGAUUUCAGACAAAGAUUUAUCACUGUUAGAAGAACGUAUCAAGCGAGCUGCAAAGACUAGGGAAACACGAGCACCCAAUGCAUCGAAGCAGCAACCCCCACAGCAGUUGCAGCAGCCUCAACCACAGAAAGUGUUGCCUCAGGGGAAUGCAGGCACCAUCAAAAAGGAACCCAUUAGACAAGAUGAGUCUCCACCACCUCCCCCACCAACAAUGAGGAGCACUACACCGAAACCAAGGCCAGUCUCUACAGGUCCAUUUGGCUUGGACUUUGAUUUGCUGGAGCGUAUUGAGGGGAAGGGGGUACAUUUAAAUCCUCCGAAACUUAUAGAAUUUGACUUACAAGACAUCCUUAAUGAUGCUCCUGUCACAAUGCCAAGUGUGAAUACAGGCUAUCCAACACUGUCACGGCCACCUGCAUUACAACCCUCUCAAUUAAACAUGUUGCAUAACAUCGAUGAGAAGACGAACAUGGUACUGGAUUCCUAUAUAUCCAACUUCUCCUCUCCUGAUAUAAAGUUGGUAAUCCAAACUGCAUUCCAGCUGGAUGCACUGCUACAGUCAGAUAAGGCAGUGAAAUUGAAAGGCAAAGUAGAUCAGGUGAUACUGGGAUGUGUUAUGCAACUUCGUCUACUUAACUCAAAUCACUAUAUGAGCAUUCCCAAAGGAGAUGUUACAAGAGUGUACCGAGCCCUCUUUAUGUUGCUGUUGUCGUUUUACAACAAUAGUGUCCUGUCUUGCCAAGUUUCAAAAGAUGUGUUGCGCGAUCUGGUAGAGCAGUUGAUCAGUCUGUUAGUAAAUGGGCAUAUGGAGGAGUUAGAGAGUGGAGAAUCAUACAUUCGAAUUAUCAACACAUUGGUAGUUCGUGUCAUUGAACGUUCUGACCACACUAAUAUCACAUGUGCUCUGCUCAAACUGCUGUAUGAGAGUGCGGGAAGUUCCACAUCUUCUCAUAGGUUUAUGGAGCUGGUAAUGAAGUGCCUAUGGAAGGUUGUGAAGCUGUUCCCUGGGUGGGAAGCAGAAAUUGACUUUGAUAUGGUCCUCUAUGACAUUCAUCUCUUUCUGAAGGAUUUUCCUUCGGCGUCGUGGAAGAAGCGGCCAUCAGAUACUCCUUUGCGAACAGUUAAGACCAUUCUCCACUGCAUGACAAAGAUCAAAGGCAACGGGAUCUUAAUGCAUCUCAGUAGAAUUGAUAACCCUACUGAAUCAGAGCUGCAUUCAUACCUGUUGAAGAUAAUCAAGACUGUGAAGCAUGAGUCCAGUCCUCCGAAGAAAGAAUCAAAAUCACAUCAGCUACCUAAAACUACAUAUGGGCUUUUAUCAGAGAUAUUUAAGAAAAUUGGGUCUAGGGAUCAGACAAAAGAGGGUUUGUCACUUUUGUAUGACUUUAAACAACAGCAUCCAGAAGCUGAUAUUGAUCGUUUCCUUCGGAAAUCUUCACAGUUUUUCCAAGACUAUGUUGAAGCUGGACUGCAGGAAAUUGAUAAGGAUAGGAAAAAAUCUGUAGGGCAAUUAGUACAUACUGUCCCAGCUGCCGCUCCCCCGAUGGUUCCAUCAAGUAUGAGCUCCUUAGGAAUAACGGCCUCCAGUGGAGUCACACUUCAGAAUAUUGAUGUCGGUGGAGCUGAUUUACGGAAUCCAAAAGCAGCAUGCAUGGAUCAGCUUCAAACCUUGAGGGCUCGUGUUAUAAUAGAGAGUGGCGGUGAGGACUCAGAUUCAAGUUCAGGUUCAAAGAAUCUCUACUAUUUGGAGAGGCUACGGGCAUUGCAAGUGCAGGCAGGCCUUGAACCAUCAAGUCUCGUCCUCGACCCCAGGCAGCGAGGUCCACGUGAUACAGAUGACAAUGCUGUAAAUGAUGAGAACCUUAACAAAAAACCAUUUGUCAUUGAUAGGCCUCAAGAGUUGUUACCAAUUCAACGUAGUCCAAGUAACAGUGGAUUCUCUGGAGUGGAUGCCUUGCGUAAACGUCUGGAGGAGUUAAAAGGCUCAGCAACAGAGUUGUUCCCAGUUCAACGUAGUCCAAGUAACAGUGGAUUCUCUGGAGUGGAUGCCAUGCAUAAACAUCUGGACGAGUUAAAAGGCUCAGCAAGAGAAAGCCAGUAGUCUAUGAUACAACCACCAUCCUUCAGAACUGUAUUUUGCUUUCGCAGCAUGCAUGUUGUUAUGAUAUAAUGACCAACACUGGACAUGGAAGUGAAAGUGUUAAAUGAGUGGAACUUUGUGCUCAGGUAAUGGGGCUGAACAUAUAAAAUUUGAGUAUUAUAUGAGGAACACCUAUACAUUCAGAAAUAUUGAAUGGGGAUUUCACUGUCUCUCUUGCUGAUAUAUUGGCUUCAUUCCAGAAAAAGUGUAGAAGUGAAGAAUUAUCUUAACAGGUUUAAAAUCUCUUACCCCUUUUUUAAGUUACAGGUUGAUAUAAAUAUUUAUUUUUUACAAUUGUGAUAUGCCCAUUCUUUAAGGUUAGGUGUUUAUAAGAUAUUCCUUUUUGUAUUGCAGUUAAUAAGUACUCUUAGAAAACAUCUGAUUUUAAUUUUGUCAGUUUUUAAAGUUUUUAGUAUUUAAUAGGAAACAUUUUGAUUCUAUGGACAGCCAGGCAUGUGAUAUAAAAGAUAUAUUUUUUUCCUUCCCAAUUCAGUUAAAUUCAUAUAUUAUAAUUAAAUAUGAACACAAAUUAUGAUGGCAUAGUAAUAUAAUUGCACCUUACCACCUGGCUAGUAACAACACUUUUUCAGUAGUGCUGACACAGUUCAUUGAUAUUUAUUUUCUGAUCCCAGAAUUUGUAACUUGAAUGAUAUUAUAUAUACCUGUGAUUCCACUGGUCCAUUAUCUCUAUAUAGAACUGUAACUCUUUACUGAUCUGAAUCUUCCAUCUCUACUUCUGAAAAUGUUCAUCAGUUCUGUGUGUGUAGCCUCAUUGUAAAGAAUCCUAAAUUGUUUUUUUCAUGAGUCUGAUUAUAAGUUGUUCUUGCACUAAUAAAUUACAAUAGUUACUAUGAUACUGGUUGUCAUAAUUCUCCCAUGCUUGAAUUAAUUAUUGCAAGUGCUUAAACACUUAAUGUAUUAAUUUACAGGUAUAACUUUAAAUUAGCUGAGUUAAUUGAUUUGUUCAUGGCUGUAUAAAUAACAGUAAAUAAAUGUUCAUGAUGAUAA